Molecule: messenger RNA, 2696 nt
Organism: Pyrus x bretschneideri (Chinese white pear)
Lineage: Eukaryota; Viridiplantae; Streptophyta; Magnoliopsida; Rosales; Rosaceae
Exons: 9
Coding region: 282-2579 (765 amino acids)
Source: RefSeq, a predicted model, not a curated record
UUAUACUUUGGUCCUUUUCUUAUGUGAAAAUGCGAUUCUUACUUGUUUUCGUAAUUGUCCAAGUAUCUCAUCUCACGUCAGAAAGAGAUUCUUCCUAGUCUCUUUAAAUUUCUCUCCAAUUUUCUCAUUUGAUUUCAUUUUCUUUUCAUCUUCCAAAUCUUGUAAUCAUUUUGGAGGCUUAUAUUUUCAAAAUCGUUGAUAUUUUGGAUUGCAGGUUCUUCCUUGUCAGAUCUGGACUUUGGUUUGUUUUCGUUCUUGGAUCUUGUUUUGUUUGAUUGAGCAUGGCAGCUACAAUUGUUCCUGCAGUUCUUAAUCGUAGAAACUAUGACAGUUGGAGUUCUCGGGUUAAAAGCUCCUUGGUGGCCAAUGGUCUUUGGGGAGUUGUCGAAGGCACCCAUGACCAGUCAGGGGAUUGGAGGUCGAUGAAUGACAGUGCCUUACAUGCAAUCCAGAUUUCUUGCGGGGAUGAAAUGUUUAAAUAUAUAAAGGACGAAACCAGGGCCGAUAAAGCAUGGGAGUUGUUAAAACCUUCGAGACCAGGAUAUGAUCGAUAUAGUCGACGACAAGUUACAAUAGAUUCGAGGCCAAUUCGUCAAGCAAUGGAAGAAGAGCGCACUAUAGGGAUGGCAAUGGAAGAAGGGCGCACUGGAGGACAUGGUGAGAGCAAUGCCAACAAUAUCUGUAAAACUUUCAUCAAAUAUGUGGAGUCUAAAGAUUGGGAUAAUGCGAUCAAGUUUCUUGGCGAACAUCCCGGGCUGGGAAGUGCAAGAACUUCAUCUAACGGCACAGCUCUUCACAAGGCAGUCCAGCCGUUUAACAAGUGCAGCGUGCCCAAUAUAGAACAGUUGGUGGAGUUAAUGAAAAGGGAAGACUUGGAAAUACAAGACUCUAAAGGUUAUACAGCUCUUUAUUAUUUAGUAGAAGAACGUCCAGAAAGGGUUGAAGUAGCCAAACGCAUGAUUGAAAAGAAUGACAAAUUACUUACCAUUUUACCAAAUCAGCAGUCUCUAGUUGUCCGCGCUGAGAGGCAGGAAGAAGGGGAAAGAAUGGCUCGCUAUCUCUAUUCCCUCACUCCACGCGAAACACUAAGCGUUACAAAUGGCGCUCACCUUAUUUCUCUCGGUUUUCGUCUCAAGAGAUUUGAUAUUGCGUGGGAGUUGAUUCAAUAUUAUCCACAAUUGGCCGGGACUAGCGACUUCAUAGGGAACCUUCCCUUAGCAACAUUGGCCAGUAACCGUUUAGCAUUCUUAAGUGGAUGCCGGCUCAACUUAUGGGAAAAAUUGAUCUAUUACGGUAUACGCAUAAAACCUCUUCCUCCCACAUCCGAAAGUGACCAGAGUGAGCUAAGGCCUAUCUCAAACCAAAAAGAGAAUCGAAGGCAUCUCUUUUUCUCAGGUAUAUGUAUGUAUCUAAUAACCAAUAUUUGUCGGCCAUCAAAUUGGACUUGUAAUGCAGUAAUGGGUUUAUACCGAGGGCUACUGACGAAUCUCCAAAAACUUUUGGGAAUCAAUCGUGUAUAUGAGAUGAAAUUGAUGCAUGAACGGGUCCAGCAGUUUCUACCUCUCAUGUGUAAAGCCAAAAAAACUAGAGGUGAAAUUGUACCCUUACAAGCAGCACUGCGUAUUGCAGUAGAACGAGGGCAUGUGGAGUAUAUUACUCAUUUCUGCAUAAAUGAUUUAAACGAUGAGUCAUAUCCUAUACAUGUAGAGCAAAUUGAGAACGAAAAACAUCAGAGCUUGUUCCAAAUUGCCGUUGAAUGUCGUCACCACAAAGUUUAUAAUCUUAUAUAUGUCUUCUAUGAGUUGCUUCGAGAUCAAUAUGGCCCAAAUCGAUCCAAUCGACCACAGAGCAUAAUGGGGCGGACAGAUUACUAUCGCAAUAAUAUGCUACAUACCGUAGCAAGUAUUACCUCAUUCUCACAAAUUGAUCACAUUCGAGGUGCAGCUUUGCAAAUGCAAAGAGAACUACAAUGGUUCAAGGAGGUGGAGAGUGUUACAGAUCCCAAUGAUUGUGAAUCUAUAAACGAUGAUUAUAUGACACCGCGAGAAGUAUUUACGGAGAGCCACAAAGCAAUGGGGAAAGAGGCAGAAAAGUCAAUGAAGGAAAUAGCAACUUCUUGUACAGUCGUGGGUUCUCUCAUUAUCACCAUGAUGUUUGCUGCAGCAUUCACAGUUCCUGGUGAAAAUGAUGAAAAGAAGGGUCUUUCUACAUUCUUAACUAAAAACAUAUUUAUAGUUUCAGAUGCAAUCUCGCUUUUUUCUUCAACAACUUCAGUUAUCAUGUUUCUCGGCAUUCUCACGUCACGUUAUUUUGAAGAUGAUUUUCUCAAAUCCUUGCCCACAAAAAUGAUAAUAGGCCUUUUUGCUCUCUUUUUGUCUAUCGUUACCAUGAUGAUCGUCUUUUCUUGCACCCUUUACAUUAUGCUUGAUAGGAAAUCAACGAUUUUUAUUCCAAGCAUUUUGCUUGCUAGUGUUCCAGUUGCCUCUUUCAUCUGGAUGCAAUUUCCGUUGUUUGUUGAGUUAUUCAUUUCUACUUUUGGACAAGGAAUAUUUGAUAGGAAGCAGAAAAAUUUGUUUUGAAGUCCUAUGUUAUCUUUCGUUAGGUUUGGGUUUGCUACUUUGUAAGAAACUUGUAAGGAGAAUAUGAUGUAUGCGCAUUCUAUUUGGCCAAUUAUGUAUGUGUUUUUCUUUGGUUAA